Messenger RNA from Ilyonectria robusta, 2097 nucleotides. RefSeq names its product major facilitator superfamily domain-containing protein. Gene Ontology annotation, cellular component: membrane. The transcript has 2 exons. NCBI's taxonomy places the organism in Eukaryota, Fungi, Ascomycota, Sordariomycetes, Hypocreales, Nectriaceae. Gene Ontology annotation, molecular function: transmembrane transporter activity. Bases 362 to 1903 code for a protein of 513 amino acids. The record is from RefSeq and is a predicted model, not a curated record. Gene Ontology annotation, biological process: transmembrane transport.
GCCACACGAAUCUGCGCAGGUAUUGCAGUUCUAGGACGCAGGUACUCUCGCCGUCUAGACCGUGGACUCAACAAGCCGGAAGCAGACCAGGAUCUCGAAAUCUGGGGGCGGGGACUUGCAGAUAAGCCGGGGCACUACUCCAUCCGUCAUCUACACACCGGUAGAGAUGCAGUAACUACACUGGUCGAGACGCACACGGGCCUCAACUCAGCGUGAAGCGGCCUGCGACAAGCAAGAUUUAAAACCCUGUCUUCGCACCUCCAGACUAUUUUCUGUCAGAACCAACCCAUCGGUUCUGUCUCUUCCCACUCCAAUUCUCCUUCAACCUGACAUCUACACCGCACAGGACCAACAUAUCCCAAUGUCCUCCGCCAAAGACAAGAUGGUUCCGCAGGACGGCGGCGACGUCAUCCGGACGCCCACCGACGUGGCCGAGGGAAUCGUCGAGAAGCCGCAUGCUGCAGGCGCCGACCCUGCACUCGCCUUUAUCGGCGGCGAAGACAUUGAGUUUACUCCUGAGGAGGAGAAAAACGUCCUCCGCAAGAUCGACUGGGCUCUCAUGCCGCUGCUGUGCUGGAUCUACGCGCUGCAGUUUGCUGAUAAGACGUCUCUCAACUAUGCGUCACUGAUGGGCAUCCGCGAGGAUACCAAGCUGGACCCUGAUAGCCAGGAGUACAGCUGGGCUUCGAGUAUCUUCUACGCUGGUUAUAUUAUGUGGGAAUUUCCCACCACCUAUCUUCUCCGAGCUCUUCCUCUUGGCAAGUACACGUCCGCCAACAUCUUCCUCUGGGGCGGUGUCCUUACUUGCCACGUUUUUGUCUUCAACUAUGCCGGUCUUUUGAUUGUCCGCUUCUUCCUCGGUGCCCUUGAGGCUACAGUCACGCCUGCCUUCGUGAUCCUCGUCUCCGCCUGGUACAAGCAAAACGAGCAAGCCAAGCGCAUGGGCUUCUGGCUGAGCUGCAACGGCCUCGCCCUGCUUACUCUUGGCCCUCUUGCCUAUGGGCUCUCCGGCGUCACUAGCAGCAAGUUGGAGACCUGGAAGAUCCUGUAUCUUGUCCUUGGUUUGCCCACCAUCAUCACGGGUGCCUACUGCUGGUUUUACAUGCCCGACAACCAGACCAACGCCAAAUUCCUCACCCACCGCGAGAAAGUCAUUGCCAUUGAGCGUAUUCGAGGCAACUUCCAGGGGAUUGGUAGCCGUGAGUGGAAGUGGGAUCAGUUCUUCGAGGCUUUCCGUGACCCUCGCACCUAUCUCUACAUUGUCUUUUCCCUGCUCAUGAACAUUCCCAACGGUGGUAUCACCUCAUUCGGUUCUCUUGUUAUCAACUCUUUCGGCUUCAGCAAGCGACUGUCUCUGCUUCUCAACAUGCCCACUGGCAUCGUUGAUAUUACCUGCAAGCUGACAUUUACCUUCCUCUCCGACAAGUACCUGGACCGCUCACUCUUUGCCUUCAUCGCUAUCCUAAUUCCCAUGAUUGGCGGCAUUAUGAUGAUCUUCAUCCCCCUUACCGCCAAGGCUGGCCUUCUCGUUGGCUACUACUUCAUCGGUGCUGCCGGUUCUGCCUGGUGCCUGGUCAUGGUCAUGAUCUCGAACAACACCCUCGGCUAUACCAAGAAGGCCACCGUCAACGGUGCUCAGAUCCUCGCCUACGCCGCUGGCAACUGGAUCGGUCCCCAGACCUUCCGAGCGAACGAAGCCCCCGAGUAUUAUCACGGAAAGAUGAUGGUGGCCGUCAUGUAUGGCUGCGCAGCUCUCACACUUGUCGCUCUUCGCGUGGUCAAUAUCAUGGAGAAUAAGCGUCGUGACAAGUUGGCAGCCGAGCAGCCGGAGGAGAUUGUCGAAGGCACCGAGUUCUUGGAUUUGACUGAUUUCCAGCAACCGUCUUUCCGAUAUGUGCUUUAAUAAGGGGGGAUAUUACACAUCGGUGGUUGACGACACACUGCAGGGUGGGUUAUUGGUUCGCUCUAGGUCUAGCCUAGCCUGUUCCUACGAAUGAUCUGCUAGUUCAAGGGCUUGAUCGAUGGGCAUCCUCAAAUUACUGAACCUGAAUAUUUAUUUCUUGUGCUAUAACUUUACUAUACACUACCAGUACUCCG